Molecule: messenger RNA, 1407 nt
Organism: Knipowitschia caucasica
Lineage: Eukaryota; Metazoa; Chordata; Actinopteri; Gobiiformes; Gobiidae
Source: the annotation of a GenBank genome assembly
AUGGCUGAGCAGGUGUCCGCAGUGGAGGACUAUCUGACCUGUCCCGUCUGCCUGGAGACCUUCAGAGACCCGGUGACCCUGGGCUGCCACCACAGCUUCUGCUCCGACUGCCUGCAGGGGUUCUGGGACCGAAUGAAGAGCAGGGACUGUCCCGUCUGCAGGAGGAAGUCUUCUAAACAGAUCAUCUUUGUCAACUUUGCUUUGAAGGAGCUGUGUGUUGCAGUGGGAGACAAAGUCCAGUCCAGAGCGAGAGCUGGAGCCUGCCUCUCUCACCCGCAGGUUCCCUCUCUCUUCUGUACAGAUGAGGCUCGGCUCCUGUGUCCUCUCUGUGAGUUUUCUCAGCACAGAGAACACACAGUGGUGUCUGUGGAGGAGGCAGCGACAGAUCUGAAGCAGCAGCUGAGUUCACAGCUGCAGAGUCUGCAGAGGAGCAGAGAGCAGGCUCAGAGUGUGGAGCAGGCCUACAGAGACUGUCAGCAGCACAAUCUCGCUCAGACCCAGCUCUGUGAGAAGAGCAUCACUGCACACUUUGAGACCUUACACAGCUUCCUGAAGGCCGAGGAGCAGCUACGUCUGUCUGAGCUCAGACUGCAGCAGGAGGAAAAGGCCCAGAGACUGGAGAUAGAGCUGGCCACAGUCUCUCAAACACUGGUCUCUCUACAGGAGCACAUCCAGCAGCUGGAGGAGCAGCUGCAGAAGAACUCAGAGGACUUCCUGGUGUCCUACAGCCGAGACAGACCACGGAGCCACCAUGAGCCCAAAAAGCCUCCGCCUCCACUGGUACCACAGCUGCUCAUAGACCAGGCCAGAGUCCUGGGAAACCUGGACUUCAGCGUCUGGAGGAAGAUGAGGAGCAUGGUCCACUUCAGUCCAGUGGUUCUUGACCCAAACACAGCCCAUCCAAAGCUCCAGGUGUCAGAGGACAUGACCAGUGUGAGGAGAGGAGAGGACCAGCAGAGGCCUGAGAACCCAGAGAGGUUCAGUGAAGACAUCUGUGUCCUGGGCUUAGAGGGACUGAGGUCUGGGACACAUCAGUGGGACGUGGAGGUGGGGGAUCACCCGAAGUGGAUCAUAGGAGUCAUGGAAGAGUCCGUCAGAAGGAAGAAGGCCCCACUGCUGACACCAGAGAAUGGAGUUUGGACCGUUGGACUUGUAAACAACAAAUAUGUUGUUUUUGACGAGACUCUGGAGCUGAAGCAGAGCCCUCAGAGGAUCCAGGUGCAGCUCGACUUGGACUCAGGAGCUCUGAGUUUCUACGACUGCAGCGACACGUCUCAUAUUUACACUUACAAACACACAUUCACCAGAACACUCCUCCCUUUUUUCUACGUUGGACCCUCGAGUGCGGACUGUCAAAGCAAAGGCCUCAGGAUCUGUCCAGCUCCUGUCGAAGAACCUGUCCACUAG